CCUGUUAUUUUCAUUUCAUUCAUUAGGCGACUAGAAAAUAGUCAAUAAUAAUGCCGAGUGCGGUGCCGAAAAAUGUGCAGUUUUGAAUGAACAUACCAAAGACGCUCGUCUUUUCGGAUUGUUGUGUGUUUGUUUGUUUCAUUGUGCGGUUGCCGUUUGUUGUGAUCGAUAAUUUUACCGAAAACACUUAAUAGGUCAUAAAUGUGAACUAAGGGCUCCGUCAGUUAUUAUGUAAAAAACGAAAUGGAUUCGGGAUUGGGUAGUGACGAGGAUCGUAAAAGCCGCACCAAAGAACAGAAGCAGUUGCACAACCAACAAUUAUUAAGCGGUUGUUUCAUUGAUGCUGCAAGUCUAUCGGACGAUGCAGAAGUUGUCGAUCAAAGAAGAAACGAUGAGAGACGCCAGGGUGCACUCAUUUUCCAAAAUUCCAUUCCGAACUUCUCCAUGCUUCAAAUGUCGUCGACCGACGAUCGCAACUUCAGCACUUCGUCGGGAAACAUAUCGAAUUUCCCCGACACAAGCACCCCGUACAACUCGAUAGUCCAACUGGAUCUGGAAGAACAGGAAGCGUCGAGAAAGAGCCCGUUGGGCUUUUACGUCGAUCUAAGCGACGUGCCUGACGUGCCCAAGACACCGCCCGCUAAUUCGGCAAAGAAAAACAUAUUUUCCAUGGUCAUAGAUUUCGAAGGUCCCAAAAAGGAUAAGCCGUCGAAAUUAAGUUCGUCCUUCGGUGCCCACAAGAAAAAAUUAAAGCCGACGGCCCUUUGCAACAGCAGCGGCAGUCUGUCAUCGAGUUACAGUUCCAUAAAUUCGUAUUCAGUAGCCGGAACAAGCAGACAAAGCGAGGAACACGAAAUCAAGGAAACCGUCAAGGAACCAAUUAAUAUCGGUAUACUGUCGGCGUCGCUAGUUAAAAAUUUGUCCUUGUCUUCGAAAUCUUCCAGCAGUAGUGAGAACAAUGUGAUUGAAAAGAACGUUGAUGAGUCCUGUGAUGAAUUGCUAACUGAAAUUGAAAACUUGGAGUGUGAUAAGGUGUCUGAUAAGACUGAGGGUGAUAGGAACAGUGUCGCGUCCGUGAAGAGUCCAGACAAUGAUAAAGUUCAAGUUCAACCAGAACCAGAACCUACCACCACACAGCCCACGGUCCAGUUCGUCAAGCUCUCGGACCUAGAAUGCCAGAAGCCGCGGGUCGACCUCAACUUCACGCCGCGGAUGAGCCGCUCGAUUCCGGAGAGCCACUGGGUGGAGAGCACGCUGCUGAUGAGUCGUUCGGCCGGUUACCGGAGCGCCCCGCGACCCCUCGAGCCGGAAGGCGGCGAUCUGAGCGACUCGGACACCGUGUCCAGUUUGGAGUCGUCGCAGCCACGGAGGGCGGUCCGCAGGCUCGGCACCGAUCUGCUCAGGAUGUUCCUGGAGGAGAUUGGGCCCGACGUCACCGUCGAGGUGGACGGGCACCGUUUGAAGGCGCACAAGUGCAUACUGGCGUCGAGGUGUCAGUACUUUGCGGCCCUGCUCAGCGGAAAUUGGCUGGAGAAGAGCGGAAACGUUAUUUCCUUGCAGGGUUUCUCGUAUGAAUCAGUCUAUUUCUCCCUGUGUCACAUAUACAGCGGCGCAGCUCACGUGCCGGACUCCAUCAGUCUGGUCGAACUGGCCUCCCUGGCCGACAUGUUGGGCUUGGAGGGCUUGAAGGAAGUGGUGGAGCACGCACUGAAGCAACGCCACUGUCACAAUUUCCACAAACCGUGCGCCGGCUGUUGUACGGGCGUGUUGGAGGUUCUGCCGUUGUCCGCGGCCUACGGCUUGGAUGAUCUGUACCAGAAAUGUCUGCAGUGGAUUACGCAACACUUCGUCAGGAUCUGGCCCAGCAGGGCGUUCGCCAGUUUGCCGAGGGAAUUGCGUGAGAAAUGCUAUCAACAACAUGUCGUGCACAUGGCACCUGACAGAGUUUUGGAGACUAUAUUGGCGUGCGACAAGAUUCUCGCCACUUUGCCCACACUUAGAUGGGCAGAACCUGUGUCGCAGCUAGUUCUACAACUAACAGACGCUUGUCAUUUGUAUCAUAGGCAGCAUUUUGCUGCGGUGUUGGGCUCGCAUUCGUUCAUAGCAUUGGACACGGGUCUUGGCUGGAACGUUUGUCAAGUUGAAGAUCAAAUGUUGACGGCCGCUAAGACCCUGGGAGUAGAACAAGCGUGCAGGAGCUACUCACGCUGUUGCAAGAUGAUCGAACAAAGCUGGAGUAGGCCAUUUACAGAUCUCUUGCACAAAAUAAAACACCAAUUGGAACAAUGUUUGGUAGGACAGGCGGACAGGUUGAUUAGAAGCAAUGCUUGGUUAAGAUUGGAUACGGCUUUAAGAUCUCGUAUAAAAGAACUGACGCCCGGUUUGGAACCGACAAGUCGUUUGCCACGGGCCACUCCGCUUCACAAAAAGAAGGCGGUUACAAAUACUAAACCCCAGCAAAGCCCUAUUUUGAGUUCGUCAGACUCUUCACGCAAUUCCAGUCCGGGAAUGAAUCAAGGACGGAUGCUUACGUCCGGUGGUAGCCCAUCGUUGAGGAGAAGUCUCCUGUUGGCUGCCAAAGCCCCACAGGUGCCCCCCAGCCCCACUACCUAUCGCAGAAAUCAAACGGCAAAGAAUCCACAUGUGGGAAGUACUUUAACCCAACCUACGGCAGCCAGUGCUGCCAAGUCCGCUCCAUCCAAAAAUAUCAAAUCCGCCCCCCGAAACCCUCCAACGAAACCCGCGAACAAUAACAAAACAACACCCCAGCCUACCAGUGCAAAACAAACUCCUUCAAGGAAGCCCGUGACUGUGUCGAGGAAUUCGAGUACCAGUAAGAAGGAAUCUCCUUUGUUGAAUGCCCGACGACCGGAUAGCCGUUGCAGCUCACCGUUGAAGAGUGACAGUCGGACAAGCUCUCCACGAAAACUUGAUAGUAGAGUAACGUCACCGGUGAUUAGCAAUGUGCGAAGUCCGUCACCAAUGAAAAGGUCCGAUGCUGUGUCACCGAGGAAGACCACUAGAAGGGUUGAGGUUCAACAGAAGCCUGCACCAGUACCGGCGGCACCUACCAUGCAGAGAUCUGGUACCUUCCUGAAGGAAGAGCCUACAGUAUUAGGCAAAGUUAUGUAGAUACAUUCCAUCUCUAGUCCAGUCCUAGUCAGGAUAGAUUUUAAUUUUGAUCUCGUUAUUAGAUUAAGUUUCCAAUGAACUAAAGAAGUUUUAGGAACAUUAUGUCUAAUGUUAGGAGUGUUUAUCUAUAUUAAUGUACGUAUUCUGGUAUAAUUAAUACAAAAUUAGUAAAUUAUGUUCCUAAUUUACUUUGAUAUGUUCAUAUUUCUAUUACUGUGUAAUAUUUUAGCCCCGAUUGUGAUAAGUAUUUGUUUUAAAAAUAACUUCACAUGAACAAUGCUUGUUUAUGCCAUGUUAUAUUUGUCUGUUAGUUUUAGUUGUUUGAAUGUUGCAAUAAAUACUCUUUCUUAAUGUGCAAUGUGAAAGAUAUGAUCGCUUUAACGAAUGUUGUGGUAACUUAAUUUUUGCAAUCUGCACUUCUUUGUACUUAGUUUUUGGACUGAUUUAUAUAUGUUCCAGUAAUACACAUUUCAGAAUUUCGUAGUAUUAAGCAGCAAAUCCGUUUUUAAUUAGCAGAUAUCUAAAUGCCUGUCGUUUUAUUUUUCAAUGAAUGUAGGAUGUAUUUUAUAAGUUGAGCACCUAUUUCAGCAGUUUGUUUCCGUGUUCAUGUGAAGCAGUUGGUCACGUAAACGUAUUUUUUAAUUAUUCUGUAACUGUAAUGAUAAAUGCAACAUAGUAAAUGUCUGAUUAAUCACGCAACUUAAUCUAUAAAUUGUACAAUGUACAAAAUAACUUAAAAUGACAUAAAUACUAUUUCUGUUAAAUAUAAAGUAUUUCAAUUAUAAUACAUAUUUCUAUAUGAAUUAUUUACUGUACAGUUUAAAUAAAUAUUUUUUAAAAUUAGAAGAAAACUGAUUUUUAUUUU
Aethina tumida (small hive beetle) is the source of this 3997-nucleotide messenger RNA. RefSeq lists its product as uncharacterized. Gene Ontology annotation, molecular function: protein binding. NCBI's taxonomy places the organism in Eukaryota, Metazoa, Arthropoda, Insecta, Coleoptera, Nitidulidae. The transcript has 5 exons. The coding region runs from base 244 to 3132 and encodes 962 amino acids. The record is from RefSeq and is a predicted model, not a curated record.